Homarus americanus (American lobster) is the source of this 867-nucleotide messenger RNA. Its product is annotated as transmembrane protein 222-like. NCBI's taxonomy places the organism in Eukaryota, Metazoa, Arthropoda, Malacostraca, Decapoda, Nephropidae. The record is from RefSeq and is a predicted model, not a curated record.
CUGACGGCUAACUGAGCUCAGAUGGAAGUAGCGACUUUUAUAUUAUACUAAUUCGUCUCUAAUACACCUGUGGAUGAAGCUAUAGUGGCCUCAAGGUUUCCUCCUUCCCCUAAGUGUUGUUGGUCUAAUGUCCGAGGCUGAUAGUCCGCCAGACAGUCCCGUCAUCAUUGGGAAGAUGGAUCACGCAAGACACCGCUACCCUUGUUGUAUAGCGACGCCGCUGCCUUUACUGUCCUGGUUUAUCCCCUUCAUCGGUCACAUGGGUGUGGCAUAUACCGGGUUGUAAUGUGACUUUGCCGGUCCGAUUUUUGUUUCCGAGGAUAACAUGGCUUUUGGCUGGCCGACCAAGUACUGGGCACUAGACCCUUACAGAGCUCAGGGCGGACCGACAUCUUUUGACCGCAGUAUAUCACUCGCCCAGAAGAAUAUCGGUAGAAUGCAUAAUUUGUUCUGUGACAAUUGCCAUUCACACGUUGCCAUGGCCCUGAAUCUGAUGCACUACGACGGGUCAACUAACUGGAACAUGGUGAAGCUGUGUCUGUUGAUGUUGGUGCAUGGUAAAUACAUCAAUUUUGUAGGAUUUCUGAAGACUUGGCUGCCAUUCACCUUUGUGGCAGGAGGAAUAAUUGCUCUAGUGGUGCUGAUGUGAAGAACACUUUGCCAAACAUUAUUUACAAGUUCAAAAGAAAGGAAGAAAAUCAUAGGGUGGUGAAAAUCUUAGGGUAGUGAAAAUCUUAGGGUAGUGAAAAUUUUAGGGUAGUGAAAAUUUUGAGGUGAACGAUUAUAUUUUCUUAAUUUCAGUUUAAUUUUUUUGUCUUAAACAUUAUUAGUGAAUAUGAAGAGAUUAAAUUAUAUAUUUAUUACUGA